Stegostoma tigrinum is the source of this 878-nucleotide messenger RNA. Its product is annotated as trypsin-like. Gene Ontology annotation, molecular function: serine-type endopeptidase activity. Lineage: Eukaryota; Metazoa; Chordata; Chondrichthyes; Orectolobiformes; Stegostomatidae. The transcript has 5 exons. Gene Ontology annotation, biological process: proteolysis. The coding region runs from base 1 to 750 and encodes 249 amino acids. The record is from RefSeq and is a predicted model, not a curated record.
AUGAAGUGCUUUCUGCUCGUCGUGUUCCUCGGCCUUGCUGCCGCUGCCCCGUUGGAUGAUGACAAGAUUGUUGGUGGGUAUGAGUGUGCCAAGCAUUCAGUGCCCUGGAUUGUCUCCCUGAAUGUGGGCUGGCACAUGUGCGGAGGAUCCCUCAUCAGCCCUGACUGGGUAGUCUCUGCUGCUCACUGUUACACUAGUCAAAUCGAGGUCCGUCUGGGAGAACACAAUAUCGCGCAGUAUGAAGGGACCGAGCAGUUCAUUCGGUCUUCCAGAGUCAUCAGGCACCCUGGAUAUAACUACUACACUCUGGACAACGACAUCAUGCUGAUCAAACUGAGCGAACCCGCCAGAUUCAACCGGAACGUGGGAAGUGUCGCUCUGCCGAGCAGCUGUGCCACCGCCGGGGAAAGCUGCCUGAUCUCCGGCUGGGGAAGCACCAAGUCCGACAGUAAGGGACGGGUUCCACUCACCUGGGACGAGCUGCAGUGCCUGGAUGCCCCGGUGCUGAGCGAUGAAGCCUGUCACCACGCCUACCCCGGGAUGAUCACCCAGAGCAUGAUGUGCGUCGGGUACCUGGAGGGAGGCAAGGAUUCCUGCCAGGGGGAUUCCGGAGGGCCCGUGGUCUGUAACGGAGUGCUCCAGGGGAUCGUCUCCUGGGGAUACGGCUGCGCCGAGCGGAAUCACCCCGGAGUCUACACCAAGGUCUGCAACUACGUCUCCUGGGUUCACGCCACCGUCGCCAGUAAUUGAGGGCCCGGAGCUGGCUGCUCCCCCGCCCUCCGGGGAGCGCGGUUCGGAGUCACACUCUCUGCACCAUCUCCUCACUCUGAUUCCUCUGGACCAGGUCAUGGUUGGAUCAAUAAAAUCCAUCGCAAACA